AUGAAAAUUGGGUUUGAACUCGACUGUGGGUACAUAGAUCACGGAAAAUGUGUGGAUGUCGGCUGUGGGUAUAGAGACCCCGGGAAAUGUGUAGAUGUCGACUGUGGGAACAGAGACUACGGGACAUGUGUAGAUGUUCACUGUGGAGACCACGGGAAAUGUGUAGAUGUCGACUGUGGGAACAGUGACUACGAGAAAAGUGUAGAUGUCGACUGUGGGUACAGAGACCACGGGAAAUGUGUAGAUGUCAACUGUGGGAACAGUGACUACGAGAAAAGUGUAGAUGUCGACUGUGGGUACAGAGACCACGGGAAAUGUGUGGAUGUCGGCUGUGGAGACCACGAGAAAUGUGUAGAUGUCGACUGUGGGAACAGUGACUACGAGAAAUGUGUGGAUGUCGACUGUGGGUACAUAGACCACGGGAAAUGUGUAGAUGUCGACUGUGGGUACAUAGACCACGGGAAAUGUGUGGAUGUCGGCUGUGGAGACCACGGGAAAUGUGUAGAUGUCUACUGUGGAUACAGACAACACGGGAAAUGUAUAGAAGUCGGCUGUGGGUCCAGAGACCACGGGAAUAGUGUAAAUGUCGACUGUAGGUACAAAGACCAAGGGAAAUGUGCAGAUAUCGAAUGUGGGUACAGACACCACGGGAAAUGUGUAGAUGUCGACUGUGGGUACAUAGACCACGUGAAAUGUGUAGAUGUCGACUGUGGAAACAAAGACUACGGGAAAUGUGUAGAUGUCGACUGUGGGUAUAGAGACCACGGGAAAUGUGUGAAUGUCGGCUGUGGGUACAGAGACCCCGGGAAAUGUGUAGAUGUCGACUGUGGAGUCCACGGGAAAUGUGCAGAUGUGGACUGUGGGAUCAAAGACCACGGGAAAUAUGUAGAUGUCGAAUGUGGGUACAGAGACCACGAGAAAUGUAUAAAAGUCGGCUGUGGGUACAGAGACCAGGGGAAUUGUGUAAAUGUCGACUGUAGGUACAAAGACCCCGGGAAAUGUGUAGAAUUCGACUGUAGGUACAAAUACCACGGGAAAUGUGUAGAUGUCGACUGUAGAUACAUAGACCACGGGAAUUGUGUAGAUGUCGACUGUGGGAACAGAGACUACGGGAAAUGUGUAGAUGUCGACUGUGGGUACAUAGAUCACAGGAAAUGUGUGGAUGUCGGCUCUGGGUACAUAGAUCACGGGAAAUGUGUGGAUGUCUGCUGUGGGUAUAGAGACCCAGUGAAAUGUGUAGAUGUCGACUGUGGGAACAGAGACCCCGGGAAAUGUGUAGAUGUCGACUGUGGGAACAGAGACUACGGGAAAUCUGUAGAUGUUCACUGUGGUUACAUAGACCACGGGACAUGUGUAGAUGUUCACUGUGGGUACAGAGACCCCGAGAAACGUUAA
Messenger RNA from Mizuhopecten yessoensis (Yesso scallop), 1395 nucleotides. RefSeq names its product tenascin-like. The record is from RefSeq and is a predicted model, not a curated record. Lineage: Eukaryota; Metazoa; Mollusca; Bivalvia; Pectinida; Pectinidae. The transcript has 5 exons. The coding region runs from base 1 to 1395 and encodes 464 amino acids.